Messenger RNA from Tetrahymena thermophila SB210, 1755 nucleotides. RefSeq lists its product as hypothetical. The record is from RefSeq and is a predicted model, not a curated record. The transcript has 19 exons. NCBI's taxonomy places the organism in Eukaryota, Ciliophora, Oligohymenophorea, Hymenostomatida, Tetrahymenidae.
AUGAUAGAAUAAAUAAACAAUAUUAAGUAAUAAAUUUCUAAUGAAUGCUUUAUUUCAAAAGAAUAUAUAAGAGAUUUACUUGAAUUGUUGUCAAAAAUUAAUUACGAAUAAUUUUAAUAUUUGGAAAGCAAUCAAUUUUACUUAUCUCUAAAAGCCUUAGAUAAAAAUUCAUUAAUAGAAACUGCUUUAAAAAUAUAAGACCAAUAUCAAGAAACUGAAAAGAGUAAAUAAUCUAACUAAUAAUAAGCUAAGCCCUUAAAAAGUUUUAAUGUAGCUUAGUACUUAGUCGAAGAGUACGAAUUUAGUCAAUAUUUCUUUGAAUCAAAGAUUUUUUCAUAUGAAGAACUCAAUAAAGAUUUAAUAAAUAGAAUUCAUAAGCUGAAGGUUUCAAAAAAGUCAAGUUUUUUAAUAUCUAAGGAUGCAAAAGAAAUAGGGGAAAGAAUCAGCUAAAUUCCUCAUUUAUCUGAUCUAAAAUUAGAAUUAUAAUAAAAUAUGAUCAAAGGAAUUGGAGCUGUGGGAUUAGGAUAAGGAAUAGGCACAUGCUUAAACAUGAAAAGUCUUUACAUAAAUUUAAGCGAAAAUAGUUUGGCUUAAGGGGAAUUUAGUGGAUUAAUAGAAGGAAUAAAUAAAUGUGAAAAUCUCUAAAAUUUAUCUUUAAUUUUAAAUCAAAAUAAUUUAGCUUAAAAUAGCAUUCAUUAGUUUGGAGUUUAGUUAGGAAAAUGUUUGAAACUAAAUGAAUUGUAUUUAGAGAUGAACCAUUAAAAAUUAAUCGAUACAUCAUGUUAGGGACUAGGAAUAGGUAUUAGCUAACUUUAGGGUUUAAAAAAACUUAAAUUAAAUCUUUAGUACUGCGAUAUCUACGAAGAAGGAGCUAACGAAAUUGGCAAGGCAAUUUAAAACUGCUCUAAAUUAGAAAACAUCAUUUUAUAAUUAAAUGGAAAUAGAAUAAAGCAAGUAGGAGCUGAAUAAGUAGCCAGAGGUAUAGGCAAUAAUAAAAACCUAAAAGAAAUAACUGUGGAGCUAAUGACUAAUUUGAUACAAACUAAAGGAGGUGUUUUCAUUGGAUAAGAAUUAGCAAAUUGCACUAAUUCAACAAGUUUGAGUUUAAAUUUAGUUGCUAAUUCUAUAGGUCCGUAAGGAAUUACAGCAAUUAGUUAAGGUCUAUCUUCAUGCAGUUAAUUAAAAAAGCUAAAUCUCUAAUUAGACUCAAACUCUAUUGCGUCAGAAGGAUUAGCUAGUCUUGGAGUUGCUAUUUCAUAAUUAUAAUUUCUAGAAAUACUGCUGCUAAAUUGCUACACUUGCAAAAUUGAUAAAAUUGGAGGAAUCAAGUUUGGAGAAAGCUUAAUGAAAUGCACCUAACUUAAAAGAUUAGAAAUGAACUUUCAAUCUAAUGAAUUAGCGUGUGAGGGUGUAGAAGGAUUAGGAAGAGGUUUGCGUUAGUGUACAUAAUUAGAAAAACUUGUUUUAGAUAUUACACAAAAUAAAAGUACUUAAUAGAGUAUAUCAUCUUUAUUUGAAAGCCUUUCAUAUUGCUAAAAAAUUAAAUAGAUAAUCAUGGAGAUAUCAUCUUAAUUUUAUUAAAGUGCCAAUAUUUUGUGUCCAAAAAUAGGAGUUUUAAGAAAUUGCACUUAUCUUAAUUUCUUAAAGAUAAAAUUAGAUAGUAUGUCAAUUGGACAAUAAUAUAAAAAUGAAUUAAAAGUAGAAAAGAUAAAAGCAUAAAAAUUUAAAAGACUUGUAUGCUUAAAAUUUAAUUGA